AUGUCGGCCCAAGUACCACCGUUGAAGCGUAAUAAUUACUUGCAAACCUCAAAUAUUAUACAACAGAUGAAAUAUUUGAUUAUACUUGAAACAUUGUUCGGGAUAAACCGUUUGUAUAUAAUAACCGAUCUUAAUUAUUUACCAGUUAUGGCUCAUGACAUGGAAAUGGUUUUGUUCUGUUAUUUCCUUAUUACAAUAUUACAAAGACUUUCGGUUCUAAAAGCGCACGUGGCUAAAGUGUUUUCUAUUAACACGGAAGAUCGUAUCGAUUGCGAGGAUUCAAGUAAAUUGGAAGGUUUGUCAAAAAGAGUAAACCUCAACGUUAGUUCUGUGCACAGACUCUACGAUCUACUUCAUAAAUGUUCGGAAGAUCUCAACUCUGUCAUGAGUCUUUCGAUGAUAGUGAUGAUAGUGACAUCAGGAUUAUCGACGAUAGUUAUAUUAAAAAAUACUAUAAAGUUGUUUCAGUCUACAACAACUUAUCCUCAUUUAAACGCUAAGCAUCAGUUAAUAAGCAGGCAGGCAAUACUUAUUUUUUCAAUCGGACGUUCUCUAAAGUACAUAUUAAUGUUGACUUUUCCUUGUUAUAUAUCAAACAAAACACAAGUCCAGGUUUCUGUUAUACGUACAAUGAUUUAUGACACUCUGAACUCAAUUCAACUCGAUAAAGUCGAACGUCGCAAAGUUAAGGCAUUCUUCCAGUUGGUUUGUGAGAAUAAAUACGCGUAUGCGCUUUAUGGAAUAGUUAAUUUAGAUAUGUCACUUCCCCUGAGCUAUAGCAGUCUCUGUACCACCUAUCUUAUUAUUGUCGUACAAUUCUCAAAAUUCUUUGAUUAA
Vanessa atalanta (red admiral) is the source of this 837-nucleotide messenger RNA. RefSeq lists its product as uncharacterized. Gene Ontology annotation, biological process: sensory perception of taste. The record is from RefSeq and is a predicted model, not a curated record. The transcript is spliced from 5 exons. The coding region runs from base 1 to 837 and encodes 278 amino acids. Gene Ontology annotation, cellular component: membrane. Lineage: Eukaryota; Metazoa; Arthropoda; Insecta; Lepidoptera; Nymphalidae.